AUGUAUCAGCCUCCAAUCAAUUCUUUCUUCAACACAAGAAAGAGGUGUGCAAGUGAAUAUUUAAGUGCUCCCACGAGCAAGAAACUCUUGCUUGCUCCUGAUGGUGACGCUCUCAAAUCAACUGAAGUCAAAACUGACGAAAAAGUGCAAAAGUGUUCUAAGACGGUGCAAAAUGUCGAAAAUGGAGAGAAAUCCACAACUAACCUCACAGCUAGACGUCAAGUUGCUGUGGCUUCACGGAAGAGGAGGCUCCUCCCGGCACAGAAGAUAUCUGUUGCCGGACAGGGGACCUCGGUGACUACGGGAGUCUUUACCUGCAACAACAGCCAGGAGAAUGUGGAAGAGAAAGAGCAUUCAGUGGAACUUUCAAUCAAGGAGAUUCAGAAGAAAGUGAAGAACAGCAAGAAACUUCCGGAUCUCAAGGAGCAACUGAAGAAGCUGCAGGAGAUGGAGAAGAAGCGUCAGGAGUUGCUGAAGCAGAGAAAGGGCCCAGCGAAGGCCGAGGUGGAAAAAGAAGGAGGUCAAGCGCUUAAGAAAUUCGACAAACUCGAAAUGGAAGUGUUUACGAGUCCUACCAAAGUCUUCAAAUCGCCCAUGAAGAUGAACACACCCACGCCGAAGAAGUCUGGAAGUAAGAUAGAUACUGGGCUCAUGAGUCCUCGGAAGGAUGUGGCCAAGAGUGCCCGAAAAUUGCUUUUCAGUCCCGUGAAGGGUGAACCAUCGGCUACUGAGGGUUCAAGCACGGUGCCGGCUUAUGAGAAGUAUGCUUCUUUGGUGGAAAGUGGUCGUCCGGGUGUUCAAUUGCCCUUCAAGUAUCGUCAGCUCGUGGAGAUUUUCAAGAGCUGCGAUGCUGUCUGUGCGAUGUUUCACAAUCGCAAGGAGACCAUUACAUUUAAGAAACUGAAACCGGCCGUUCAGCAGCUCUGCAGAAAGACCUUUACGCCUGGCCAUUUAGGGCAGAUAAAGACAAUUUUUCCGGAAGCUUACAAUUUUCAUCAGUCCAAGACACGAAAUUAUGGAUCAACGUCAAAGCAGGAUUACUAUCAGCUCGUUAUUGAGCCCGGUCAGGAGACUCUGAGUCCACAGAUUCUCCUCGAGAGACACAAAAUCUUCACCAGUUCCAUCGAGAUGAUGGUGAGAAAGGAACACGAUGCCUUUCUCAAAUCUCUGUCUCCACCAAUGUUGAUUCCCAUUGAAAAGAUUACCCGAUGGCAUCCGGAAUUCGAUCUGGAAACCUGUUCAGCGAUUCCUGAAGCGGAUCUUCCACGAGCUCCAAAUGAGGAAAAGUUUUCCUCGGCCAAGGAUGUCCUGUCUGCAGCUAAGAAUCUGUUCAACUGCUCAACUCCUUUGGAACGGACAAUGGAGCUCCUGGAGACACGUCAAAUUAACCCGGAACCCUCAAAGGCAGAAACUGUGGCGGCAAAUCUGCUCAAGCGUGUCCCAGCGAAGCUUCUAGAGAAGAUCCGGGCUAAACAGGCCGCCAAGACGCUGGAUGCCAUGACAAGGCGUCCGAGUCAGGAUCAGGAAACAUUAACGUACAGUCGACUCCCAGAACUAGCCAAACACAUUCGCAAUAUUUUCCUGACGGAGAAAAAGACUUGUCUGCCACUUGAACUUGUCCUGGGAAAGAUCAGCAAUAGCUAUCGUAUAAAUCUUUCCACUUGUGCCAUAGAGAAUCUCAUAGAGACUCUCCGGAAAGAGGCCAAAGAAUGGGUGUCCGUGGAGGAGAUCCGAAAGGUGAAGUACCUCAAAUUAUCCCGGGGAAUUGACUUUUGGGAAAUUUCCCGGAAACUGGAACGUCUGGCAGCUGAGAAGAGUGUCUGAGUGCCCUCAAAAAUCAAUGUCCUGUGGCGGAGACGCUGCUGAAUUUUCCAAUUAUCACACGUCAUAAUUCACUUAAUGUUCCCCUCGAAGCAGAGAGUGGAACGGUUUUUUUUUGCUUGCGUUUCUGAGUGUGAAAUAAAUGGCAAUUCUGCUGAAGAGAUCAUCACAGUGUCACCAAGUCUGUCACGGGAAGAUCAUGCAGAGGGUAUUGAUGCUAGUGUUGUGCAUAUCAAAGUGCUCCUGCAGCAAUAUGCAGGAUUUUGCAGUGAGUGUGGAUGAUAUUCUCAGUGAUAGCCUCAUGCCAACUGCCCUUCUUCUUGACCAGAGUCCACACCAUGCACAGGUAGUUACACCAACUGGGUGAGGUUGAUCCUUAAUCCUUCUGAAAAUUGUACAGCAGCAAUUUCUCGUCAGCGGAAUUGACAUUGAAAGAUACUUUUUUUUCAGGUUUUGUUUUCUAGUUAAAAUUUUCUUUGAGAAAUUCUAGUUUUUUUUUCUUUCAGUUCAAUAAAAUAGUUCCACAAAUUGUGAAUAACAUUAAGUUUUCGUUCAAUAAAAUUUCAUUAUUUUGCAAUAAAAAAA
Phlebotomus papatasi is the source of this 2406-nucleotide messenger RNA. It is a transcript of the gene dup, whose product is annotated as DNA replication factor Cdt1. Gene Ontology annotation, molecular function: DNA binding; DNA polymerase binding. The record is from RefSeq and is a predicted model, not a curated record. The coding region runs from base 1 to 1824 and encodes 607 amino acids. Gene Ontology annotation, biological process: DNA replication preinitiation complex assembly; DNA replication checkpoint signaling; mitotic cell cycle. The transcript is spliced from 3 exons. Lineage: Eukaryota; Metazoa; Arthropoda; Insecta; Diptera; Psychodidae. Gene Ontology annotation, cellular component: nucleus.